GCUGUAAAGAAGCCAUUCCAUUUUGCACCACAGUCGUAAAAGAUGCCACGAAAGAAAUCUGAAGAUUUUUAUAGAACUCAUGGCUUUACUGCCAAUUUGUCUAAUGGAAAAUACUCCGCAACAUGCCACUACUGCGACAGAGUUUUGCAAAAUACCGCGCUUUCGCGCCUAUCUUUACAUAGACAAACUUGCGAUCAAAAAAGAGGUAGAUACACGGAGUCUACCCGAAAAAAAAGCGAUGAGACGGACUCCUAUGAUGAUGCGCCUAGGAUCAAGAUUCAAAAAAUUUCGAGCGCCGAAGAUGACGAUUACGACAAUGCCACUGAGGGAAAGGAAAUUAUUGUAAAGAUCCAGCAAAUUCUUGACGCUGCCGAUGAGGAGAGUGGAGCGAAACGCCCGACUAUCAUAAAGUCCGAGAUACUGCAACAAAGUGAUCCCAAGGGUUUGAGUCAAGGACAGCAAGUCGAAAUACAGAUUUCAAAUGAAGACGGCGGUGGUCAAGACUACAUUGAAUACGUUAAUGAUAGCAAAGAGCUUAUUUCGCAGCACUACAUAAUACCGGAAAAUCUGGAUGACUCGGGCCAAGAAGCAACCACUAUUGUGCACAGGCCUAAAAACAAUUUAGCCUCCUUGCGAGCCGAGAAGGCACGAGCGGAAAUUAAACAGUUCCAGAGCAAGACAAAGUUUCUUAAGACGGAAACGGAAAACCUGAAAGUAGUUCGAACACUUACGCUUUUAAGAAUUCAAAAGUUGCGACUUGAAAUUGACGCUCUGCGCGCUCAAAAUUAAUUUUAAGUUAAUGUACACUUUUACAUGUCAAAAUUCAGUUAACUAUUUAUGUAAAUCGUGGGCCUUGUAGAAAUGUAUAGUACACAUUGCCAAAUGUACAUAUGUGUAUAGAAAUGUACGUAUAUGUAGUACAGAAUAUGGAAAAGCAAUUAACUAUCGAUAAAGUUAUUAUUUCAAACGUUAAA
This is a messenger RNA of Drosophila bipectinata, 974 nucleotides long. The record is from RefSeq and is a predicted model, not a curated record. Lineage: Eukaryota; Metazoa; Arthropoda; Insecta; Diptera; Drosophilidae.